AUGUCAACCCCACUCCCGUCGCCGCCUCGUAUUGGUGUCAUUGUGAACCAGUCUGUACGCCGCGUCGCCUGCGAUCAAUGUCACUCCCAGAAGCUGCGAUGCACAAAAACAGACGAUAGCAACACCUGCGUACGGUGUCAUCGCCUGAAUCGGACCUGUGUAUGGAGUCCGCCGUUACGGAGUGGUCGCCCUGUGCGAGCUGUCACCGAGGGGGGCACUGGCCGCAGCACUGGCGGCGAGAUGCGCCGGAAGCGUACUUUAGCCGAAACCCUCGAAACCACCGCACCGGGAGACAAGUCCAUACCCACGGUCAUGACGACGAGUGCGAACACCGAUGCCACUCAGGGUCAAAGAGCCCCCAGUCAUAAUCUCCGCCAGCCUAUUCCGUCCAACGAUUCGGUUGAGACCUCCGAGACACCGUCAAUGCCUUCCUUCUUCCAGGAAUGGAACCUGUCCGACAUUUUCAGUAUACCCAGUCCCCGAUCGAACCAAAGGGACAGCCCUUUUUCACCGGUCCUAUGGACCCCACCGGAUAGCGUUCUUCCGACAACACAAUUCGCGGGCUUUGUCAGUGCGGCGGCCACGGGCCCCGUAAGUCCCUGCCCGGAGCAUAACCGUAGCAAUAGGAACGUUCCACCUCCAGCAAGGUCGUCUGCCGCAGUACCCCAGUCUGACUCCGUUCAAGACAUCACGCAGGAUCUAUCUGACCUCAAUUUGUCGCUGCUGAGCGUACACAACUCUCUUCAAGCGGAGCCCUGGGGAGACAUGUUCGAAUCCCCGUCGGCCGUUAUUGCGAAACUGACCGCGUGCGAUCGCGGGUAUUCGGGCGUGGAUCUCACCCGAAGCUAUCCGCUUGUCGAGGUAUUUAAUGGCUCCCAGCGUUUCAUCGAGCUGCUCAAGCGGGCAAACGCAUACUUCACCUCAACGUCCGCUCCAUCCUGGUCUUCAUCCGCCCCCUACUUCUUGAGCACUCAGGCACCCCCACGAGCAUAUCAAUCUCAAGGUUUGCCCUCGGAUAGCGACACGUCUAGCAGUCGAUCAUUAGAGAACGACAUGCAGUCAGGGAUGCCCCCGCCUCCCAGCACGGCACCUCAUCGGCCCUGCCGAGGGGGCCGGGCCGAUCUUCCUACCGGCCUUCUUAUCUGCACUAUUUAUGCGCGGACCAUUGACCUCUACACCGUUCUCAUUACACAACUGUCGCACUUUGUCCACGCGCUCUCCAUGCUCUCUGCAUCGGGGGGUCCUGAGUAUCGCCCACAGAUGCAUCCGGUGAUCCCCCCGUUGCAAUGGGGCGCCUUUCAACCCGCCAACUACAGCGCCCUGCAGAUGCUGAUAGUCACUCAGGUGAUAUCGUUCCUGCUGGCGGAGAUCGAACGAUCGCUGGGCGUCGACGAAUGGGAGCAGUACGUCGGUCGGAGGGAUUCAUGGCGUGGAGAGCGGACGACGGGGGGGUCGUCUUAUACAGAAUAUCAGUCCUCACGACAUGGGGGGACCCGGCAAUGGGAGUCCGCGGAUGGGGAUCCAGAAACCACAUCGCCCCGGAGGGGUUUGGUGAGUCCCGAGAUGAUCGAUAUUGUCGUUCAAGGUAACCAGGGGCGGAUGGGGGGCCGGAGUGGAAAGAUCGCGGUGUUACGGAGGAAGGUGAAGAGAGUGAAGAAGGAGUUGGAGCGCAGUAUCUAUCGUUAA
This is a messenger RNA of Aspergillus tanneri, 1686 nucleotides long. Its product is annotated as Zn(II)2Cys6 transcription factor domain-containing protein. Gene Ontology annotation, biological process: regulation of DNA-templated transcription. Lineage: Eukaryota; Fungi; Ascomycota; Eurotiomycetes; Eurotiales; Aspergillaceae. The transcript has 2 exons. Gene Ontology annotation, molecular function: DNA-binding transcription factor activity, RNA polymerase II-specific; zinc ion binding. Bases 1 to 1686 code for a protein of 561 amino acids. The record is from RefSeq and is a predicted model, not a curated record.